Messenger RNA from Priapulus caudatus, 462 nucleotides. Its product is annotated as protein SpAN-like. Gene Ontology annotation, molecular function: zinc ion binding; metalloendopeptidase activity. Bases 1 to 462 code for a protein of 153 amino acids. The transcript is spliced from 3 exons. Gene Ontology annotation, biological process: proteolysis. NCBI's taxonomy places the organism in Eukaryota, Metazoa, Priapulida, Priapulimorpha, Priapulimorphida, Priapulidae. The record is from RefSeq and is a predicted model, not a curated record.
AUGACGCGACGUAAAGUGACCUGCUGGUCGUUUGUGGGCAACAUCACGAGCAACGCCCAGCCGCGUCAGGACAUCUCCAUCGGGAUGAAUUGCGAGUACAAGAUGACGGCGAUCCAUGAGAUGAUGCAUUGCACGGGAUUCCAACACACACAGUGCCGCACCGACCGCGACGUCUACAUUACUGUUUACCUAGAGAACGUCCAGGAAGACAUGCGCUACAACUUUGACAAGUACACGGCCGAUGAGAUCGACCUGUACGGAGCAUACGAUCUCUUCUCCGUGAUGCACUACAGCUGCUAUGCGUUCAGCAUGAACGGGCGAAUGACGAUGAGUGCGAAAACCGACCCGACCUGCAGGACAGAGCUGGGACAGCCGCACGUCGGCGGUGGCUUCGUGCAGAGCGAUAUUGACAAGCUGAACUGCAUGUACUGCGGUGCGAGCAACGAUCACUGCCCGCAAUAG